CAUCACUCGUUCGUCAAUUUCAGCUGCUGCUAUCUUUCAAAAAAAAUCAGCUGCUGCUCUUGUUUGCUGCAAGUUGCAUCAUCUGUGACCAUACAAAAAAGAAAAGCAAAAAAAAAGAAACGGCGGGAAAUUGCCAGAGUAUUUUACCAGCUGAGCAGAAAUUACCGCGCAGUGGUCGUCGCCCUCGUUGUUUACUUUGCUUAAUUUGCUUGCCCUCAUCCUCAUGGCUGCGGCGGCGGCGGCUGCUUCUGCUCCCCGCCUCCUCCUGCCGCCGGCCGCCUCCACCUUCCCACACCAGCACGAGCACGUCCGCCGCAACUGGCACCGGCCCCGCCGCCAGGUCAUCUCUGCCCGCGCCGGCGCCUCCGUCGCCGCCCGGGGCCUUGAUGCAGACGACUUCCGCCAUCCGCUGGACAAGCAGAACACACUGCUGCUGAGAGCAGUUCCAGGGCUUAAUGAUAUGGGCAAGGCUUUGCUAGGACCAGUUUCUGAGCAAGUUAUGGUACUUCAGAACAUUGGAUCGUCUGUGCUAGUCUCUGAAAACCAGCUUUCAGAUCUUCAUCAGAUCUUGACCGAGGCAGCAAAACUAUUGAACACAGACGCUCCUGACUUGUACAUUCGGCAGAACCCUGUUCCUAAUGCUUACACCUUAGCGAUCAGUGGCAAAAAGCCAUUCAUAGUUGUUCAUACAAGCCUUGUGGAGCUGCUCACUAGAAAAGAACUGCAGGCUGUGUUGGCUCAUGAACUGGGACACCUCAAGUGUGACCAUGGCGUGUGGCUUACAUUUGCCAACAUACUGACAAUGGGAGCAUACUCUGUCCCUGGAUUUGGCAUGGUUGCUGGGUUUCUGGAAGAGCAGCUCUACAGGUGGCUCCGGGCUGCAGAGCUGACUUGUGAUCGAGCGGCUCUUCUUGUAGUGCAGGACCCCAAGGUUGUGAUAUCUGUGCUGAUGAAACUGGCCGGAGGGUGCCCGUCGCUUGCGGACCAGCUGAACGUGGACGCCUUCCUGGAGCAAGCUCGCUCCUACGACAAAGCUGCGUCAAACCCCGUCGGCUGGUACAUCCGGAACGCUCAGACGAGAGAGCUGUCGCAUCCUCUGCCGGUGAUGCGAGCCCGCGAGAUCGACGAGUGGUCCAGGAGCCGAGAGUACAAGACGGUGCAGCAGAAGGUCAUUCAGCUCCAGCUCAAUGAUCACGAUGCAAGCUAGCUAAGCUGCAGGCUGGACCGGCCUGAUCAACUCACUUCACUGUACAAGUAGAAGUAGAAAUGGAAUCUAGCUGUAUAUGUUUGUACAUGGAUGGAACGGAACCGAACUGUUGGAGGUCAGAUUGUAUUCUAGUGAAGAAUAUGCACACCACAGAUAUACAAGAAAAUGCAAAGAUAUAUUGAUUCUUUAAUAAGAAAAAUAAACUAACUGCUAUACA
Molecule: messenger RNA, 1424 nt
Organism: Oryza sativa Japonica Group (Japanese rice)
Lineage: Eukaryota; Viridiplantae; Streptophyta; Magnoliopsida; Poales; Poaceae
Product: plastoglobule-localized metallopeptidase 48, chloroplastic
Biological process (GO): CAAX-box protein processing
Cellular component (GO): endoplasmic reticulum membrane
Molecular function (GO): metalloendopeptidase activity
Source: RefSeq, a predicted model, not a curated record